CAAUAUAUCACAUAUCAUUGGUGAUGCAAAUUGCAAUUGAAGCAUAACGAAAACGAAAAGGAAACAUACUAGUAAUAGUUAUGGGAGAGGGAAAUGAAGUGCUUGAAAAUUCAAGAUCUGGCAAACAACUAAUAGGAGGUGAAGGAAGCGACGAGGAAUUAGAAAGCAACGAUAGUGUCCUACGUAUUGUGGAAACCUUGCUGCGUUUGUUCACAAUUGGUCUUUGUUUAACAGCUCUUGUCAUUAUGCUUAAGAACUCUCAGCAAAAUCAGUAUGGCUCCGUUAGCUACACCGACCUUACUGCUUUCAGGUAUUUGGUGCAUGCAAAUGGAAUUUGUGCAGGAUAUUCAUUAUUUUCAGCGGUUAUUGUUGCUUUGCCACACCUUUCAACCAUGUCUAGAGCUUGGACCUUCUUUUUGCUUGACCAGGUGUUAACGUACCUGAUCCUGGCUGCUGGAGCUGCAUCAGUGGCAGUGUGGUACCUAGCUGAGAAGGGAAACAGUGCAACAACAUGGAGCUCAGCUUGUACCUCUUUUGGUCCAUUUUGUCACAAAGUUAUUGCUUCAGCAUCUAUCACAUUUGUCGCAUUUUUUUGCUAUGUCUUGCUUUCGCUCAUUUCCUCUUACAAGUUAUUCACCAAGUAUGAAGCACCACUUGUGACCAACCCCGCUAAGGGUCUUCAUACUGCUGCUUUCCAUGCUUCACACAAAACUUAAUUUGUGCUUCUCAUAUGUAUUAGUAUAAGACAAGUUGUUUAUGCUUGGAUUUAUCUUUCUUCCGGAACUUCUCAAAAA
Molecule: messenger RNA, 794 nt
Organism: Cajanus cajan (pigeon pea)
Lineage: Eukaryota; Viridiplantae; Streptophyta; Magnoliopsida; Fabales; Fabaceae
Product: CASP-like protein 2A1
Source: RefSeq, a predicted model, not a curated record